AGCAGCCACCAUGGUGAAGGCACGCAAAAUCGUUCUCGUCCGACACUUCCAAGGGCCGCCUCGAACCGAGGACUUCCGCAUCGAGGAGGAGGAUCUGCCGCCCGUCAAGGAAGGACAGAUUUUAGGCGAGGCAGUCUACUUUAGUGUCGACCCCUUCCAGAAGGGUUACACGGUUAUGCACAAAGUGGGAGACACCUUCUACGGCGCUCAGGUGGCGCGGAUCGUGGAGAGCCGUGCUCCCGGCUUUCCAGUGGGGCGACACGUCGUGGCGUACUGGGGAUGGCGCGACCGCACGGUGGCCGAUGUGGGCUCCGGCAGAACAGAGCCCCCCCUGUACGUAACACCGCCCAGGUUGGUGCCACACCUGGGGGACCUGCCCCUGUCGCUGUCCCUGGGAGUCCUAGGCAUGCCAGGCAACAGCGCCUACUUCCCGCUGCUGGACAUCUGCAAACCCAAGCCAGGAGAAGUGGUCGCAGUGACUGGCGCUGCCGGGGCUGUCGGCAGCGUAGUGGGCCAGAUAGCGCGCAUCAAGGGCUGUACUGUCAUCGGCUUCGCCGGAUCUGACGCCAAGGUGAAAUGGCUGAAGGAGGACCUGGGCUUUCAUCACGCUUUCAACUACAAGAAGACAGACGUGUCCACCGCCCUGAAGCAGGCUGCCCCAGACGGUGUCGACGUGUACUUCGACAACGUGGGAGGCGACAUAAGCGCCGCAGUCAUGAGCAACAUGCGGUACCGCGGCCGCAUCGUCCUGAUCGGCGCCAUCUCUCAGUACAACGAACUCGAGCACCAGAAGUUGGUCACCCUGCCCUUCACAUUUCUAGCGCAGCAGCUCCGACUGGAGGGUUGCGCGGUUGCACGGUAUCACGACCGCUGGGAAGAGGGCAUCAGCCAGCUGACGAAAUGGGUCAGAGAGGGUAAAAUCAAGUACAGGGAGACUGUGACCAAAGGCUUUGAAAACACUCCCAGAGCCUUCAUGGGUAUGCUGCGAGGUGAGAACUUCGGGAAAGCUGUUGUCAAACUGUGAACAGUGCUGACGUAGCAGACGUGCGUGUCCACAAACAGAGACAAAGACAAUUUCUUUCAACAUUUCAUACAGGAAAUAUGAAAUCUGCAGUGCACAACUGGGCUCACAUAUUUCGUUAACAAUUGUCUUCAAAAUGUUACUUUCGGAACAUGAUAGUUUGCAAUUUCAUUAAAAUAAUUAUAAUGUUGGACAUAUUCUA
Molecule: messenger RNA, 1223 nt
Organism: Schistocerca gregaria
Lineage: Eukaryota; Metazoa; Arthropoda; Insecta; Orthoptera; Acrididae
Product: prostaglandin reductase 1-like
Exons: 3
Coding region: 11-1024 (337 amino acids)
Biological process (GO): prostaglandin metabolic process
Cellular component (GO): cytoplasm
Molecular function (GO): 15-oxoprostaglandin 13-reductase [NAD(P)+] activity; 2-alkenal reductase [NAD(P)H] activity
Source: RefSeq, a predicted model, not a curated record